Molecule: messenger RNA, 1137 nt
Organism: Neohortaea acidophila
Lineage: Eukaryota; Fungi; Ascomycota; Dothideomycetes; Mycosphaerellales; Teratosphaeriaceae
Exons: 1
Coding region: 264-881 (205 amino acids)
Source: RefSeq, a predicted model, not a curated record
GGAGAAGGCUGCGCGACUUAGCGUCAGCUUACUGCCUAACUAGGAAAUAUGCAGGGCAGCUCGCCUCUUUGCCACGCCACCAAUAAGCAUUAAUCACGUCAUUCAACUACCACCUCAAAGCCUUGUGCUUCGCAAUCGCGGAAUGUCAAUCCCACCUACGUCAGAAGCUCUUUCCGACAGUCAUCCACAGGCUCCUCACCCCAUAGAUCUUCUGCAUUGACAGAAACAUCUAGCAACGCUCCGGGGUUCUUGUAUUCGAGACGAUGGACUACAAAUACACCAGCAUCGACGACACGUCGAAAACGCGGCAAGGGCACUGGUGUUCAUCAUGGAGGAGAGAGAUCGUCUCAGCAAUCCUCAUAGCUAUUUUGUCGAGCGCGGCGACGUUCGGCAUCGCAUCGCUGCUAUCGGAUAGAGGCGUGCAAUCUCAACCCGUCAGCUGUGGAAAGACGUUCGAGGAAGCACACGCUCACGGCUGCAGGUUUGACGCCUUGACGCUCACCUGGCUGCGUCCAGAAUGUUCGCAGCACGGCAACGAAGAGUUCCUGGACGCUGCCGGCAAUGAGACGUGGCGAUAUUGGGAGAAGAGCACAAAUGGUUUGGUCGAACUCGGGCAUUACGAAUCGCUCGCCUACCUUGCGCCUGGCUCGCUCUACCUGGCAACCUACGACCAGUAUCUCACCCAUUGCAUGUGGAUACUGUUGCGAGUGCACCACGCGCUCGAAUACGGGCAGCGCCUGGACUUUCAGUCGAUAUCUUACGAGCACUCCAAGGACUGCCUGGGCUUGUUGUUGAAGGAGGCAAAACGGGGGGUCGGGGAGAACCUCACGCAGCUCAGCACGCAUGCCGUGGCCAACGAGAUAGACUAUGGCGUCUGCUAGAUCCAUCACUCUAUAUCGUCGGACCUGCUGGAAAGGUUUAGGCGUGAUGUUCAACUGCAAUUGUUCCACCUGAUGGGCGGAGGAAAGGUGGUAGAUCGAGGUCGUAGCACAAGGCGCUGGUGGAUCGCCAAUUCUCUGCGACGUGCUGAACAAGAUGAAGUGUGAUUUGUGAAGGGCCGAUAACGCGAGUUGACCAAUCAGAAGCGGGCAGCCGCUUUGAGCCUCAGGCGCCCACAAGUGCUCAAAACAAUCCGCG